Emiliania huxleyi CCMP1516 is the source of this 777-nucleotide messenger RNA. RefSeq lists its product as hypothetical. The record is from RefSeq and is a predicted model, not a curated record. The coding region runs from base 1 to 777 and encodes 258 amino acids. Lineage: Eukaryota; Haptophyta; Isochrysidales; Noelaerhabdaceae. The transcript has 4 exons.
AUGGCCUCGCUCCCCCGCAUCGAGCGCACCCCAAGCACAGACACAGCCGACGAGCCCGCUCACAGCAGUGCGGAGCAGGCGUACGCCGCCCUCACCGCGGAACUGCAAAACUCUGGCUUCGACGUCGUCGCGCCGCUGCGAGCCGGCUGGUACAACGACUACAUCCGCGAGCUCGGCCUCUCGACCGACUCGACGGCCUACCUGCAGGCGCCUCCCUCCCUCCUCCCUCGCAGCCAGCGGAUCGGCUCGACUGCACAGGCGUCCGGCGAGCGGCACGCCUCGGGCGAGGAGGCACCCUUUGCGCUCGCGCCGCUGCCCGACUUUGGGCGGUCGGGCGACGCGCUGGCGAUACUCGUCGGCAACUCGCGCGCCAUGUGGCCGGCGUUCCUGCGCUGGCUCAAGGCGCAGAAGGACCCGGACGCCCUCUCCGACCCCGUCGACACCUUUGCAGCGGAGGCCAUUUGCGGCGCUGUCGGCCGCUUCGCCGCCGCGUCCGCCGCAGCAGCCGGCCGAAAGGCGGCGGUGGCGCACGACAGCUUUUGGGCGUCCGACAUGACGCCCGCGCGGCUGGUCGACAUGAACCGCGCCGCGCGCGUCGCCGGCGUCUGCUACUUUAGCGACGCCAUGUUCCUCAGCGUGCACCCGACGUUCGGCGCGUGGGUCGCGUUUCGCGCUGUCGUCGUGCUCGACCUUGACGACGAGGCGGCGGCAGCCAAGGCUGCGUUUGACGAGGCGCUGCGCUGCGUCGACAUCACAUUUGCUAGCAACGGUGCAUGA